CGUCGUUAACUCGGAAAAAUCCCAGCUCCUCAUUCAUCGCGUCGUCGUUCCUUUACGUUCACGGUUUUUCUUUCGUCAACAAAUAAACAACGAACUAACAAAAGUACUUGUAAACAAAGAUGAAACGUCCCGGAAACUUAGUAGCAGCGUUUUUAACAACAUCGGCUCUGCUACUUUGUCUGCACACAGUCACAGGUGAAUACUGUGAGGUGAAUCUCUGCCACAAUGGAGGGACGUGUGUGACCGGUGUCGGAGACGAUCCCUUCAUCUGCAUCUGCGAGGACGGCUUUGGCGGAGACACCUGUAACCUGACAGAGACAGGGCCGUGCAGCCCCAACCCCUGUAAAAACGAUGGCUUGUGUGAAGUCAUCGCUCCGACCAGACGAGGGGAUGUUUUCAACGAGUACGUCUGCAAAUGCCAGCCCAGUUUCGAGGGAGUGCACUGCCAAAACAAUGUGAAUGACUGUGCCCAUCAGCCUUGUAAGAAUGGAGGGCUGUGCAGAGAUCUUAAUGGAGACUACACCUGCCAGUGUCCAUCACCAUAUGUUGGAAAGCAGUGCCAGCUACGUUGCAUUUCUCUGCUCGGGAUGGAGGGAGGUGCAAUCGAGGAAUCCCAGAUUUCUGCUUCCUCCAUGCACUUCGGCAUUCUGGGUCUCCAGCGUUGGGGCCCAGAGUUGGCUCGGCUCAACAACCAAGGCCUUGUCAACGCCUGGACAUCGGCCACACAUGACAGCAACCCCUGGAUCGAGAUUAAUAUGCAGAAGAAGAUGCGUCUGACGGGCAUCAUCACCCAGGGAGCCAGUCGCCUGGGCUCAGCCGAGUACAUCAAGGCCUUUAAGGUGGCGAGCAGCUUGGAUGGAAGUACUUAUAUCACGUACAGACUGGAUGGCCAAAGGAGGGACAAGGUCUUUAUUGGCAACUCGGACAACGACAGCACAAAGACCAACAUCUUUGACCCUCCCAUCAUGGCGCAGUACAUCCGCAUCAUCCCUGUGGUCUGCCGCAAGGCCUGCACGCUGCGUAUGGAGCUGGUGGGCUGUGAAGUCAAUGUACAUUCAAACACAUCAGGUUGCUCGGAGCCUCUGGGGAUGAAGUCUCGCCUCAUCUCCGACGGGCAGCUCACGGCCACCAGCACUUUCCGCACGUGGGGAAUCGACACCUUCACGUGGCAUCCUCAGUUUGCCCGCCUGGAUAAGCAGGGCAAGACAAACGCCUGGUCUCCCGCCAACAACAACCGCUCAGAGUGGAUCCAGGUCGAUCUAGAGAGGACAGCGCGCCUCACAGGCAUCAUCACUCAGGGGGCGAAGGACUUUGGUGUGGUGCUGUAUGUCUCCGUGUUUAAAGUUUCUUACAGUAACGAUGGAGAGACAUGGAGUACAGUGAAGGACGAGGACACCGCGAAAGACAAGCUUUUCGAAGGCAACAUCGACAACAACACGCACAAGAAGAAUGUCUUCGAGGCUCCGUUCUACGCCCGAUACGUCCGAGUGGUCCCCUGGGAGUGGCACGAGCGCAUCGCUCUACGCAUGGAGCUGCUCGGCUGCGAUGACUAGAAGCUCACGGAGAAUGGAUCCUGAACAGAGUCACCCUGUUUUGUACUUUAUGGAGAUUGUGUUGAAUAGCUUGGACUUAAACACUUGUAGCACUUUUCUGACUAGUGAUUUUUUUUAUAUAUAUUUUAGUUUUGCAGUGCUCACACAGAGAGUGUGUGAAACUGUAGAGUAUCUAUGGUUUUAGGAACUUUUGGUUUCUUAAGCAAACCUGAUCAAGAUUGACUUCAGAAUCCCCCGCCAUUCAGGAGAUUUAAAUUGUCCAGUGUGUGAGAAUUAAUGAAUUAAUUUAACAGUGAGACUGAAGAUUGUAACAAAUGGAGGACUCCUCCACUCACUCCUCCCUUUCCCGAGCAUGUCAAAGAACUGAAGUGACCUCGGCAUACAAGAAAAUAUGUCAUUCUUCUUCAGUUGCAGAGUAAGUAAAACAUGGCGGCCUCUCAAAGCAAUGCGUAAAUACAUAUAAAUUCUAAGGCUACGAAAAGCAAAUUAUUAUUAUUUUGUCUGCUGAAUCAUGAUCUUAAAUACAGUUUUUUUAUAGAAUGAAUGUGGAAAGUCUUGACUUGUUAUUUUCUAUAUUUCUUUAUUUGUUUCAAUUUUUUUUUUGGAUUCAGGCAAUUUUGUGUCCGUCCGACAAUGCAAGAAAGCACUUUUUGUUGGACUGGUAGUGUAUUUGCUGCUGCUGUGCCUGUUUUGUGUAAUUUUUUUAUUGUGUCUUAUCAGCAGGCCGGGCACAACUUGGUGCCUGACGAAAAAAUAAAACUGAACUAAAAUGACUUACUAAAGGCACUCACACAAACAUCA
Molecule: messenger RNA, 2354 nt
Organism: Solea solea (common sole)
Lineage: Eukaryota; Metazoa; Chordata; Actinopteri; Pleuronectiformes; Soleidae
Product: EGF-like repeat and discoidin I-like domain-containing protein 3
Exons: 10
Coding region: 120-1553 (477 amino acids)
Molecular function (GO): calcium ion binding
Source: RefSeq, a predicted model, not a curated record